This is a messenger RNA of Apis florea (little honeybee), 3283 nucleotides long. RefSeq lists its product as uncharacterized. Lineage: Eukaryota; Metazoa; Arthropoda; Insecta; Hymenoptera; Apidae. The record is from RefSeq and is a predicted model, not a curated record. Gene Ontology annotation, molecular function: protein binding; acyltransferase activity, transferring groups other than amino-acyl groups. Gene Ontology annotation, cellular component: cytoplasm.
UAUUUUUUUAAUGAAUUAAAUUUUUUAAACAUUCUGAUUCUAUGUUUUUAAUAUAAAUAUAUUAUAUUAUGUUUUAAUAAAAGGUUAUAAUUACUUUUUAAAUAUAUUCGUUAUAAAAAUUUAAAUAAGGUUAAACAUGGAUGAGAUAAUAAUACGUAAAGCAAAACGUGAAGAUUGCAAAGCUAUUAGAAAUUUAAUACAGGAAUUAGCUGAUUUUGAGAAUAUGUCAAAUGAACCUAAAAUUGAUUGUACAAUUUUGGAAACUGAUGGAUUUGAUACAGAACACCCUUUGUUUAUAUGCUAUGUAGCAGAGACUAAUAAACAUAUAAUAGGAUAUACAAUAUUAUAUUACACAUAUUCAACAUGGUAUGGAAAAGCCAUGUAUUUGGAAGAUUUAUAUAUUAUACCUAAUUAUCGAGGAAAACAUAUUGGUAGCAGAUUAUUAAAAACCAUUGCUAAAGAAGCAAUAGACAAUAAUUGUUGCAGAUUGGAUUUUUCAGUUCUUGAAUGGAAUCCUGCACAAGAGUUCUAUAAAAAUAAAGGAGCAAUUAAUAUAACAGCAAAAGAAGGAUGGCAUCAUUAUCGUUUUUCAGAUGAUAAUUUUUCUUAUUUAUUUUCUCCUUCGGAACCAUUAUUUAUUGAUGAUGCUGUUAGUAAAAUUUCUAUUCCAGAAGAACCUUUAAAAGAAGAAGAUACAUUUAUUGAAGAUGAUUCAGAUCUAUUGUCACAUAAUCAGAUGUGUUGGGAAGAAAAUACAUAUAUAUCUUAUGAAAUUAUAUCUGAUUUAACAUCAAUUGCAACAGAUACUUCUUUCAAUUUUGAUCUUCCAUUUUCAUUAUUUGAUGAAAAAGCAAUUACACUAGAUGAAAGGGUUAUAAAAUGUGUAACUGAAAGUAAAUGGAGCUCUCAUGCUUUAGAUUUUACUUUAUGGAAUGAUGAUAAAGCACCUGUUAUAAAAUUAAGAAAUCUUAAGGAUAUAUUAUUUGAUGAUUUAGAAUUCUGUGGGUUUGUUACUGAUAGAUUAAUAGGAAGUGGAAAAUCAUUUUUAACUAAAUCUCCUGAAAUUGGUCUUUACGUAUUAAGUAAAUGUAUUAUGAGAAAUAUGUCACUUUCAAAUAUUACAAUGUUAAGUUAUCAUCGUUAUUUACAAUAUAUUGAUCUUGCAUACAAUUAUAUUUCGAAUUUAUCACCUUUGGAAGGAGUUCCUUAUUUAAUGUAUUUAAAUGUAGCACAUAAUAGAAUGAAUACAAUUUUAAAUUUUUCACCUCCUUGGUAUUUGACAUAUGUAAAUUUAUCAUAUAAUUAUAUAACAAAAAUGUGUGAUAUUAGUGAUUUCUGGAGUAUUGUUCAUUUAGAUUUAUCACAUAAUGCAAUUGAAAUCAUUACUGGUUUGCAAAAUUUGAAAUAUUUGAAAUAUUUAAAUUUAUCAUACAAUUUAAUUGAAUAUAUUGAAAAUUUGGAUAAAUUAAAUAUUCAAGAAUUAAAUUUAGAGGGUAAUUGUAUACUAUCAUUUAAAUGUGCUAUACCUGGUUAUGGUAUAAAUAUUUUAUCCCAUUUGCGAAAAUUAUAUUUAGGAUAUAAUAAAAUAUCUUCUUUAGAAUUUUUAAAGGAUGCAUACAGUUUGCGGGUAAUAGAUUUAAAAUUUAACAGAAUCAAUGAUUUGUUAGAAUUAUUAAAUUUGAAGGGCUUAAUAUAUGAAUUAGAUUUUAGAGGUAAUUAUUGCACAAAAUGGCCUAAUUAUAAAGCUGUACUUCUAUUUUCUUUACCAAGUAUACAAAUUAUUGAUGGUAAUAAUGUAUUUAGUUCAGAAAAGAUUGCUGCUGCAACUUUAUUUACAUCACCAAUAAAUUUAACAGCUGCUCGUACUAUCACAAAAUUAACUUUAUUAGAACAAUUAAGCAUUCCUAAAAUUGACUUACAUGUAACACCAUAUGAUGAAUUGAGUCCACCUUUGAUAAUACUUACGGGUCCAAGUGCAGUAAAAAAAUUGACCUUGGCUCUUCAUAUUGCUCAAACUUUAGCAACAAAAGUCAAAUAUUGUCCAUGGUAUUCAACAAAAAAUUCAGAAAUGGUUAAAACUGAAAAUCCAUAUUAUAUUUUUGUAACUAGAGAAGAAUUUAAUGAUAUGUCUCGUCGUGGAGAAUUUUUAGCAAUUCAAGAAUUAUUGGGACAUAGCUAUGGAUUUCAUCACAGUGAAAUUAUUUCCUUAAAAUUAGAAAAAAAAAUUGGUAUCACACAAACAGAUUUACAUGCAACUAUUCAAAUGAGUAAAAGAUAUUCCAAUAGUAAAGCAAUCCUUGUUCUCACAAAAGAUUUAAAAAUUCAUCAUGAAUGGAUAAAAGAAAAAUUUUAUGUUUACACUAGUACACUACAAGAUAAUACAGAAAAAAAAAAUAGCAAAGAAAAUUUAAUUUCUGAAGAAAAGAUAAUAUCUACAAAAAGUGAAAUAGACUUUAUUAAAGACAUAUUAAAUAAUAUUAUAAAUAAUCUUAACUUAACUCCAAAUAUUACAUCUAUAAAAUAUAUUGAUGAAAUAGAAACUGAUAUUUUAUUUAAAACAUUAUUUAAUAAAAAAACAGAAAUAGAAAAACAGAAUGUAACAGAAAUGGAAAACAAACUAUUACAUGAUAAUAAAUUUCCACAACAAGGACUUUUUUCAGAAUUAAAAAAUUAUGAAAUUUUGUUAAAUGAAAAUAAAGAAUUACGAGUAAUUUUAGAUGAACAGGCAAAUAUUAUAGUAGAAGAUGAAGAAUUAAAACGUAAAAGACAUCAAGCAAAACUUCUGCAACGUCGUGAUACAUUAAUGCAAUUAGAUCCAACUGGGGAGCUAGCACUUAUUGAAUCAAUUUCUAGUGAAGAAUUACUAAUAGAAAUAACACCAGAAAUGGAAGAACCAGAAUAUAUGAAGAAUUUUUAUACAAAAUUAAUAUUGCAAUCAAGAAACAUAUAUAUGGAUCAACAUCUUAAUAAUCCUGGAUUUUUUUCUGUAGUGUUAUUAACAGAUGAAUAUGAUAAAGCAUUUAACACACUUAUUAAUUUUAUUCAUGAAUCCUAUAUAAAUUAUUCUUUUGAAAAAGCUGAAUCUUUAUCUGAAUUUACUCAUUUUUCAAAAGUUGCUUUUACAACAAUGAUUAAUCCUAUUGUCAAUGAGAUAAAAGAGUCUUUAUCAACAUCUAUUAAAAAAAAAACCUUAUUGCGAAUGUAUGGUGUUAAUUCAUGGAAAGAUUUAAUGCCUAGUCAAAAAAGUUCAAUUAAUAUUGAUAAUUAAAUAUAAGGUGCAUGC